AUGGCCAAUGGGAAGCAUUGGGGUGGAGGGGUACCAGUGUCCCUGCAGGGGCCAGGGGAUGUUCGCGCCGCGACCACCCUCAGACUGCCACCCCCUAGCCCUCGGGGGCCUCCUCUCCUUAAGGCAGCCCCGGGCGGAGCGCAGGGUGCGGGGCGAGGCUCAGCCCCGAUGCACGCAGGCUGCGGUCCCCACGCCGCAGCGCUGCGGCUGAGCGCACUUCCCCGGGAGGCCGGCCCCGCGGGGGCUGGGGCCAGCGGUGCCAAGCGCAGCUGGACUAGCGGCAGCAGCUGGGCGAGUGACAGCCCCAGCUCCGCGCGCCGCGGCCGCCAGAGCCGGCGCAGGGGAAGCGCCCGCGGCCCCAGGCGGCAGCAGCGGCCGCCUCCUCGCGCGCCUCCCGGGCCCGCAGCCCGCGGUCCCGCCGCCCCGGGGCCGGCACCUCUCGGGCUCCCGGUCCCCGCGCGCAAGAUGGCUGACCCGGCUGCGGGGCAGCCGCCGAGCGAGGGCGAGGAGAGCACCGUGCGCUUCGCCCGCAAAGGCGCCCUCCGGCAGAAAAACGUGCACGAGGUGAAGAACCACAAAUUCACCGCCCGCUUCUUCAAGCAGCCCACCUUCUGCAGCCACUGCACCGACUUCAUCUGGGGCUUUGGGAAGCAGGGAUUCCAAUGUCAAGUUUGCUGCUUCGUAGUGCACAAGCGGUGCCAUGAGUUUGUCACAUUCUCCUGCCCUGGUGCUGACAAGGGCCCAGCCUCUGAUGACCCCCGGAGCAAACACAAGUUCAAGAUCCACACGUACUCCAGCCCCACGUUCUGUGACCACUGUGGAUCCCUGCUGUACGGGCUCAUCCACCAGGGGAUGAAAUGCGACACCUGCAUGAUGAACGUGCACAAGCGCUGUGUGAUGAACGUCCCAAGCCUGUGCGGCACCGACCACACCGAGCGCCGCGGCCGCAUCUACAUCCAGGCCCACAUCGACCGCGAGGUCCUCAUCGUCGUCGUAAGAGAUGCUAAAAACCUUGUACCUAUGGACCCCAAUGGCUUGUCAGACCCCUAUGUAAAACUGAAACUGAUUCCUGAUCCCAAAAGCGAGAGCAAGCAGAAGACCAAAACUAUCAAGUGCUCCCUCAACCCCGAGUGGAACGAGACAUUCAGAUUUCAGCUGAAGGAAUCGGACAAAGACAGAAGACUGUCAGUAGAGAUAUGGGACUGGGAUCUGACCAGCAGGAAUGACUUCAUGGGGUCUUUGUCCUUUGGGAUUUCUGAGCUGCAGAAAGCAGGUGUUGAUGGCUGGUUUAAGUUGCUGAGCCAGGAGGAAGGCGAGUACUUCAACGUGCCUGUGCCGCCGGAGGGGAGCGAGGGCAAUGAAGAACUGCGGCAGAAAUUUGAGAGAGCCAAGAUUGGUCAGGGAACCAAGACCCCAGAAGAAAAGACGACCAACACUAUUUCCAAAUUUGACAACAAUGGCAACAGGGACCGGAUGAAACUGACCGAUUUCAACUUCCUGAUGGUGCUGGGGAAAGGCAGUUUCGGCAAGGUGAUGCUGUCAGAGCGGAAGGGCACAGAUGAGCUCUACGCUGUGAAGAUCCUCAAAAAGGACGUGGUGAUCCAAGAUGACGACGUGGAAUGCACCAUGGUAGAGAAGCGGGUGCUGGCCUUGCCUGGGAAGCCACCGUUCCUCACCCAGCUCCACUCCUGCUUCCAGACCAUGGACCGCCUGUACUUCGUCAUGGAGUAUGUGAACGGAGGGGACCUCAUGUACCACAUCCAACAAGUUGGCCGGUUCAAGGAGCCUCAUGCUGUAUUUUAUGCUGCAGAAAUUGCCAUCGGUCUGUUCUUCCUACAGAGCAAGGGCAUCAUUUACCGUGACCUGAAACUUGACAAUGUGAUGCUGGAUUCCGAGGGACACAUCAAGAUCGCUGACUUUGGCAUGUGUAAGGAAAACAUUUGGGACGGGGUGACAACCAAGACCUUUUGUGGAACUCCAGACUACAUUGCUCCGGAGAUAAUUGCUUAUCAGCCCUAUGGGAAGUCCGUGGAUUGGUGGGCAUUCGGAGUCCUGCUAUAUGAAAUGCUGGCUGGACAGGCACCCUUUGAAGGGGAGGAUGAGGACGAGCUGUUCCAGUCCAUCAUGGAACACAACGUGGCUUACCCCAAGUCCAUGUCCAAGGAAGCCGUGGCCAUCUGCAAAGGGCUGAUGACCAAGCACCCGGGCAAGCGUCUGGGCUGUGGACCUGAAGGUGAACGUGACAUCAAAGACCAUGCGUUUUUCCGAUACAUUGAUUGGGAGAAGCUUGAACGCAAAGAAAUACAACCUCCCUACAAGCCAAAAGCCUGUGGGCGAAAUGCUGAAAACUUCGACCGGUUUUUCACCCGCCAUCCACCAGUCCUAACACCUCCCGACCAGGAAGUCAUCAGGAAUAUUGACCAAUCAGAAUUCGAAGGAUUUUCCUUUGUUAACUCUGAAUUUUUAAAACCUGAAGUCAAGAGCUAAGUAGAUGUGUAGACCUCCGUCUUUCAUUUCUGUCAUUCGAGCUCAACGGCUAUUGUGGUGACAUUUUUUUUUUUCAUUGCCGAGUCGCAUCCAUGUUUUGUUUUCCAGAAAGGCUAGAGCGACCAUGUUUCAGAACCCAAAUGUCCUCCAGUAGUUUGGAGCAUCUCUAUGAGAUGGGAUUAUGCAGGUGGCGCCUGAACCUGCUGCUGCAUAAUUGGGAUGUAUUGGAGUCCUCUCUCGGUUUAUUCUCCCCAGCAUGUCUGCUAAGGAAAUCCAGCAGGGAGAGAAAAUGCCUGCUUUCUCUCCUCCUCUCCUGCACCGCUGUUUCACCCUCCUCCUGACCAUUCGAUCUAGACUCGUCCCACAAAAUGGGUGGCUAAUCGGAUGCUAGCAAUACCCUUCCACUUCCAGGCCUGGAGCUUGGCUUGUGUCCAAAUAUACGGUUGCUUUGGUCUGCAGGGAAUCCCUCCAUUCUGCCCGCUCUG
Molecule: messenger RNA, 2972 nt
Organism: Lepus europaeus (European hare)
Lineage: Eukaryota; Metazoa; Chordata; Mammalia; Lagomorpha; Leporidae
Gene: PRKCB
Product: protein kinase C beta
Exons: 18
Coding region: 1-2487 (828 amino acids)
Biological process (GO): protein phosphorylation
Molecular function (GO): zinc ion binding; diacylglycerol-dependent serine/threonine kinase activity; ATP binding
Source: RefSeq, a predicted model, not a curated record